UCAUUUCUCUCCCUCUCCACGCUCACCUCACUCCCUUAAGAAGACCGACACUCCCACUCCCACUCCCACUCCCACUCACUCCACUGAGACGCGGCACGAACGGUGAACGGAGACUCGCCCAGAAAAACCACAUUCGGCCUCCCACUUCUCCCACCCAUGGAGGAGAGACCAGAGACGGAGCUCAUCUCCAUCCCCGCCACCCCACGCGCCUCCACGCCGGAGGCCCUGACUCCUUCGGGCCAGAGGUCGCCGAGGCCCGCGGCGUCUGCCGGGGGGAAGGCCCCCUCGGCGGCGUGGACGCCGACGUCGUUCAUAUCCCCGAGGUUCCUGAGCCCCAUCGGGACGCCGAUGAAGAGGGUGCUGGUGAACAUGAAGAGCUACCUGGAGGAGGUGGGCCACCUGACGAAGCUCAACCCGCAGGACGCCUGGCUCCCCAUCACCGAGUCCCGCAACGGCAACGCCCAUUACGCCGCCUUCCACAACCUCAACGCCGGCGUCGGCUUCCAGGCCCUGCUCUUGCCCGUCGCCUUCGCUUUUCUGGGCUGGAGUUGGGGAAUACUGUCGUUGACAAUUGCGUAUUGUUGGCAACUUUACACCCUGUGGAUCCUAGUUCAGCUCCAUGAAGCAGUCCCAGGCAAGAGAUACAACAGAUAUGUUGAGCUCGCGCAAGCAGCAUUUGGGGAAAAGUUAGGACUAUGGCUUGCUGUCUUCCCAACAGUUUAUUUAUCAGCGGGAACUGCCACGGCUUUGAUUCUCAUCGGAGGGGAGACGAUGAAACUAUUCUUUCAAAUAGUUUGUGGUCCCCUAUGUUCUUCGAAUCCCCUGACAACCGUAGAGUGGUAUCUUGUCUUCACGUCUCUAUGUAUUGUGCUCUCUCAACUGCCAAACCUUAAUUCAAUUGCUGGACUCUCACUCGUGGGGGCCGUAACAGCAAUCACUUACUGCACCAUGGUGUGGGUGCUCUCAGUGAGCCAAGAAAGACCUCCCACCAUUUCGUACGAGCCUCUUUCACUCUCUUCCUUUAAGGCUUCUGUAUUUUCGGUCAUGAAUGCGCUUGGGAUUGUUGCCUUUGCAUUCCGAGGUCACAAUUUGGUUCUGGAGAUACAGGCAACAAUGCCUUCGACUUUCAAGCAUCCGGCUCAUGUACCAAUGUGGAAAGGAGCCAAAGUUGCUUAUAUCUUCAUUGCCAUGUGUUUGUUCCCUGUUGCGAUUGGAGGCUUUUGGGCAUAUGGAAAUCAAAUGCCUCAAGGAGGAAUCCUAAAUGCCUUGUAUGGAUUCCACAGCCACGAUAUUCCGAGAGGACUUCUUGCGAUGACUUUCCUUCUAGUUGUCUUCAACUGCCUCAGCAGUUUCCAGAUUUACUCCAUGCCCGUAUUCGACAGUUUUGAGGCCAGCUACACAAGCCGUACGAACCGUCCAUGCUCAAUCUGGGUCCGUUGUGGUUUCCGAGUUUUCUAUGGGUUUGUAAACUUCUUUAUAGGCGUAGCCCUUCCAUUCCUUUCAAGCCUUGCGGGAUUGCUUGGUGGGCUCACUCUUCCGGUUACAUUUGCUUACCCGUGCUUCAUGUGGGUCCUGAUAAAAAAACCAACCAAAUACAGCUUCAAUUGGUAUUUCAACUGGAUUCUUGGUUGGUUGGGAAUUGCUUUCAGCUUGGCUUUCUCGAUUGGUGGCAUCUGGAGCAUGGUGAAUAGUGGGCUGAAGCUGAAGUUCUUCAAGCCCAAUUGAGACCAAGAUUGAGUUUUUAACUGAUGCUGCCUCUUAAACUACUGCGAGACAAUCUGUAUGAAUCCAUAUGCCACGGCAGGUUUUGGUGUUUUGUGGGAGAUGUACUGCAUGUGUGUGUAUCUGUCUUAUCGAGUACGGUGAUGCAAAUACCAUGAUUGCUCUGGUUUCAGCCGCAUUGGACCUUUUUCCUCUAUGUUCAAAUUACAAGUGUAUGAAUAGGAUGUUAUCUUUGUUUUUGUGAACUAUGCAAGUUUUAUAG
Molecule: messenger RNA, 1984 nt
Organism: Rhodamnia argentea
Lineage: Eukaryota; Viridiplantae; Streptophyta; Magnoliopsida; Myrtales; Myrtaceae
Product: lysine histidine transporter-like 8
Exons: 5
Coding region: 157-1725 (522 amino acids)
Cellular component (GO): plasma membrane
Source: RefSeq, a predicted model, not a curated record